CCUCUUCAGCUACUGCUGUGCAUCAGGACCACACUCUGCCUGCUGCACCAGACUGUCAUGACAGAUAAUAUGACAUUGAUGAACGAGGAGAGCAGCAACAACGAAGACAGCCAGCGUCUAUCGCACAAAAGCACGGGUGUGCAGGGGCUGCCGGUGUCGGUGGAGGGAGACAGCAGUAGCGGUGGCGUACCCGUUGACGACCAAGAUUCGCGAGAUACGACGCGAAAUCAAGCAGGAGGGGGGCAGGGACAGGAGCGCGGGACAGAAAACUCGUCGUCUAUCUCAGCCGAUGCGAGAAGUAGAAGCAGUAAUGCGACGGCUGCUACAGCUUCCGAUGCGAGAAGAAAUCAGGCCGAGCACGAGGGGGGGGCGAGUUGUGAGGGUGAUCCUGUUUCGAUAGCGACCAUACAAAACCUGCUGCUCAUGGUGCCGGUGGACCUAGAGAAGCUCCGUAACCUGGCGUGGGAAAAGGGGGGGUACCAGACGGACGAGGUUCGCAUGAAGGCGUGGCCAAAGCUACUCUGUCUCGACCGGCACAGCCUUCAAGACCUGGACUUCCGACAUCACUUGGAAACUCCCCAUCCCAUGACGGACCAGAUUCAAAGAGACAUCGAUCGAUCGCUCACACAUUUUUUGCACAUUCGAAAAUGGAAACGACAGCGACUACAGAGCAAGAGAAAAAAGCUUCGUGACGUCAUCAACGCUGUGGUUCGGAAGUACGAUGGAGUGCUAAACUACUACCAGGGGUUCCACGACGUCGUUUCGGUGCUGCUCCUGGUCACCAGCAACACCGAGCUGACCUUUGCGCUGACCGAGAGGGUCAGCCACUAUUUUUUUCGGGAUAGCAUGCGUGAGGACUUUGGGGUGCUCACGUAUCUCAUGCAUCUACUUCCUGCCAUCACGUUGCGCUUCGACAAGGAGCUUUCCACCUUCGUCUCGUCGAGCAAGGUGGAACCGUACUACUGCAUGUCGUGGGUGCUGACGUGGUUCUCCCACGACCUCCAGGACCAAAAGACAGUGUCGAGGCUCUACGACGUGCUCCUCGGGGCUCAUCCCACCCUCGUUCUCUACAUCUGUGCGGCUGUGGUCAUCACCGCGAGAGAGGAAGUGCUCGCUUGUGACUGCGAGUUCUCCGCUGUGCACAAUACCCUUUCGCACGCGGCUAAGGGGGUAAAGGACUGGGAGGCUGUGCUGCAGAAGGCCAAGGGGAUGUUCCUAAAGUGCCCUCCUCGAGAGUUGGUGACACACGCCCCGGCCUACAUCAAGGAAACCCUAGAUGCCGGAGGAGUUACGGCACUAGAGUUUCCUCCGCCAUGGUUCACUGGCACUACCCUUCCCGACUGGAUACUGUUGGAGCAGAGCAGAGAGAAAGAGGGGAAGAAACGUAUCGGCAAGGCGGCUAAGCAGUGGCGACGAGCGGCAAAACUAGCAGGAGCGGAGAACCCGGACGAGAUGCUUUCGGCGUACUCCAAAGCCUGCCACCCGGGAGCAGGGUCGGCAAGCCUGGUUAGGAAAAUAUUGUCGGCAUUGCGAAUAGGACCGAACUGGGAAAAGAUAUCUCCAUCUCCUGCAGCCGUACUCUCUACGGCGGUGCUACUUGGGGCGAUGUCUUACUCGUACCACCUUUCUUCGAGACAGCCGCAAUCAGGAUUCUUCCCCUGACAAAAUCUGAGUUGCUUCGGCUGGUUGUAGACUCUGGCCUCUCCUGGAGACGGCAGCAACUUGCAAUGUUCGCGGCUACGAGCGGUGGCGCUGCUGUUGUCGCCUCCUCUGAAAGCUGUGCGGGAUUACAAGUAACGCUAUCUUGCGCGGGAGUACCUAUCAUGCUCUUCUUGUCCCCACGCCAACUUUCGUUAAGCUGCGUGGUCGCUAUGAUGCGAGGGUACCUGUGGGCAUACGCCAAAGAUAUUUUGUUGCGGUUGCUGCUGCAGUGCGCCCCAAGCUAAUCGGCGGGAUUCGGAAAGCGGCCGCCGGCCUCAAGAUGUCCGGAUUAUCCGUCGAUUGCGACAUUCUGCAUGUCAUCACGCCACGGUUCUCGAAAAGGGUUGACAAACGAGAAUGAGAUUUUUGUGCAUGUGACGCUGAGAGUGUAAAUUUCGCAGUUGUUCAUAAAAAUACGAUGCGCCACGCGCCGCUGAGGCUUGUUUUUGUGGGGCAGUUUUUUCCCUGGAAGAAGCCAACACGUAUUCGCGAAGUGCGCGUGUUUCAGCUUGUUGGGCGGGGGCGGAGGGGUCACUCAGGACCUAAGGGAUUGUGCAUACGUGCAAUAGUAGUAGACAACGCAGCUAGCGCUUGAAGUUUUGGGAUAAUUAAACUAUCCGGCCGACCAAUCAAUCACUGAUCAACCUUGGACGGACCAAUCCCCAUAGAGAGCGGACAACGGCCUUCUUUGGACCUUCCCGCAAUGUAGGGAGCCGAGAGAUUUCGUCGAAUGUUGGAGCGUUAAAGAUUACGUAAAGGUUGCCCCGGCGAUAUGAAGGAUCUAUUCGAGGGAGAUGCGAAGAAAAGUGAAAGUGUAUGUGGCACCACCCCUUGUCGAGGUUGCCCCAAAGAGGAAAGAGAGCCGUGUCCUUGUCGAGCAAGACGUUCC
Molecule: messenger RNA, 2590 nt
Organism: Ectocarpus sp. CCAP 1310/34
Lineage: Eukaryota; Phaeophyceae; Ectocarpales; Ectocarpaceae
Source: the annotation of a GenBank genome assembly